AACAGUCGUGCCGUUCUGCUUCAGCCAGCAAAGGAGGACGGGGAUCAUCAAGAAAGAUGUUUUUUGUAGCAGGGGCCAAAAAUACUGCAGCAGCAGGGAGAGGAAAUGAAAGAAGGUCCAUUUAUCAGAAAUUUCGUGAGGUAGACUCCUUUUUAGACAAGAAGAAGACAGUGACAGCCCUUAAGCCUGGAGAGGACCGGGCCAUUCUCCUGGGACUCGGGAUGAUCCUGUCUUCAGUCAUGAUGUAUUUUGUCCUGGCUAUCACCAUAUUACGCUACUAUGCAGACAGCGUGUGGACAGAGGAAGGCGUGUGUGUGGUUCUCAACUCCACGGUCACAACAGAAAUGAACUGUUCCUACAGCUGUGGGUCAGACUGCUGGAGAGUGUCCAAAUACCCUUGUCUGCAGGUCUAUGUGAGUGUCAAUAACACAGGACGAGUCACUCGUUUAUCUCACAACGAAGAGACGCAGGAUGCCAGCUCUGAAUGUGUCUAUGUGCCGCGGUGCCAGAAGGACAGCAUGGCCAUGCACGCCGUAAUCAUGAACAUUUCUGAGCAUCUGAAGGUGAACCAGCAGGUCUCCUGUUACUAUGAUCCCAGCGAGCAGCAGGAGAACGUCCUCCUGACACGGCUCUAUGACCACAGCGUCGUCUUCCACUCGCUGCUCUGGCCCUCGUGCAUGCUCUCGGGAGGGGCCCUCAUCAUCAUGAUGGUGAAGCUCACCCAGUACCUCUCAAGACUUUGCGAGGAGAUAGGGAAAAUCAAGAGGUGA
Molecule: messenger RNA, 770 nt
Organism: Melanotaenia boesemani (Boeseman's rainbowfish)
Lineage: Eukaryota; Metazoa; Chordata; Actinopteri; Atheriniformes; Melanotaeniidae
Gene: kcnmb2a
Product: potassium large conductance calcium-activated channel, subfamily M, beta member 2
Exons: 4
Coding region: 57-770 (237 amino acids)
Biological process (GO): detection of calcium ion; potassium ion transport
Cellular component (GO): membrane; voltage-gated potassium channel complex
Molecular function (GO): calcium-activated potassium channel activity; potassium channel regulator activity
Source: RefSeq, a predicted model, not a curated record